Cynoglossus semilaevis (tongue sole) is the source of this 2957-nucleotide messenger RNA. Its product is annotated as P2Y purinoceptor 13-like. Lineage: Eukaryota; Metazoa; Chordata; Actinopteri; Pleuronectiformes; Cynoglossidae. Gene Ontology annotation, biological process: negative regulation of adenylate cyclase activity; G protein-coupled receptor signaling pathway. Gene Ontology annotation, molecular function: G protein-coupled purinergic nucleotide receptor activity. Bases 433 to 1539 code for a protein of 368 amino acids. Gene Ontology annotation, cellular component: membrane. The record is from RefSeq and is a predicted model, not a curated record. The transcript has a single exon.
AGUUAAUAUGGUACAACUUGAUGUCAGGAAUACAACCUCUUAGUGAAAGUUUGGCCACGGUUUAAAAACUGUGCGUAAAUUAUUAUGUUUUUUUAAAAUUGCCAUUUAUGUUCUAAAUAUUGUAAAGUCCGUGAUCUGAUUUGUGCUAAAAGUUAAAAAAAAAUUAUUUGAGAAAUAUAUCUGCUCUGUGAAACUUUCAAAAUAAGAGAUAUUGAAAAUUCUUUGGUUUGUUUUAUCAGUUGAAUAAAGCUCAGCAUAAAAUGUAUCAUAUUAUGUUCAGUGUUUAAACCAAUCUUUUUACUUUAUUUACAUACCAUAUUAGACAAUGCUUCACACCUAUUUUUGCAAAAAAUCCCAAACUCAUGGCAUUGUUUCCAGAUUAUUUCCAUUUGUAUUUUAUCAUUACAUACCAGAACAGAUGAGUUCAAACAAAUGAGUUUUGUGUUAAAUUCACCCCUUUCUUCAGGUGCAGUGAUGUCCAAUCAGACGUCUUCUGGUGACCCCAAUUGUGACUGGUUAUUCUCUAACAGGUACAUUGUCCCGACUCUGUACUUCCUGAUCCUACCCAUAGGUCUGGUGCUGAACGGUGUAGCGGCCUGGGUGUCUCUGCACCUCCCCUCCAACAACACCUUUGUGGUGUUCCUGAAAAAUCUCGUCGCUGCUGACCUUAUCAUGACCUUGCUCAUCCCCAUCAGAGCAGCCAAUGAUCUGCCAGGAGCCUCCAAUACAAUAAUAAUCAUUUCCUGUAAAUUUUUCAGUCCACUGUUCUACAGCGUGCAAUACACGUCCAUCACGCUGCUGGGCCUCAUCGGCGUGGACCGAUUCUUUAAGAUCAUGUGUCCACACAACAAGCUAGGUCAGAACUUGACCUUCAGCAAAGUUCUCUCUGGUUCCAUCUGGGUGGUUCUGUUUGGAAGCAUGGCUUUACCCAAUAUCAUUCUCAGUAACAAACCAGUGGUCAACAGGACUGACACGGUCAAUUGUAUGGUUCUGAAGGAACCAGUGGGACUGGACUUCCAUCAGGGGAGUAUUAUUUUUGUCAUGGCUCUGUUCUGGCUGGUCAGUGUGGUCAUUACCAUCUGCUACAUUUGCAUUACCAGAAAGGUCAUCCAGUCUUUUAAGAACUCAGCCAGCAGCAACACCAGGGGUCAGCAAAGGAUCAAGCUGCGAGUUUUUCUGGUGCUGAUCGUGUUUUUGGUUUCAUUUGUUCCGUACCACAUCGUCAGGAUCCCUUACACCAUCAUGCAGGUCAACCGUUCCUCCCAGAUUUACUGUUUUUAUCUGAAGAUAAAGUUUGCCAAAGACCUCACGCUGUGGCUGGCCAACACCAACAUCUGCCUGGACCCACUGCUCUACGUCUUCCUGUGUCGAGAGUUCAAGGAGAAACUGCUCUCCAUGAUGGAGAAGGUCUUCCACUGCAUCAGAGUGGCUUCACCUGGAAAGGUAGAACCUUCUCCUCCACACGGUGGUCUCCAAGACAAUGGUCAGAUAAAGGUCAUGGCCAUAAACCAUGAUGAUGAUGAUGCCUCAGCCAACUGAUAAAACAUGAAAAAAAAAAAUCUGUAUGGGACAACGUCCAAUUAGCGCUGAUGUUGUCUUUUAAUCUAAAGGAACAGAUGAGGGUAAGAACCAAUCAGCGCUAUGUUUGUUGGUUAGAAGGUGGGCCAUCUAAACAGAGAGCCAAUCAGAGUGAACAUUUGUGGCGUAGUAGAAUAAACAGAAGACAGUAUGAAGACAGGAGCAGGAAUAGCCUGUAGUCUGACUAAAACACAUGGUUGGACAGAUGUCCGGAAACACUUUUUAUCUUAAUAUGUUAGUUGACUAAAUUGGGACAAAGAUUAAGGCUAAAUAAAAUUGGCUAAAAAUCACAGUCAUAUUUUAUUGGGACAGAUGUCGAAUGUGUGCAUCAGAGGAGUUAGGGCACGGCAGAUGAUGUUGACUAAGUCAGUGGCUCUUCUGUCACUCCCAGGAGCUGGCCCUGCUGGGUUUCCAUAUCCCAGAUUUGUGAUGUGGGGGGCACAGGUGAGAGCAGCCUUCAACAGUUCCAAGAGCACUGAGGUUCUCUCUGAGGUGAUGGAACUGAUUGACACAAAUUGAACAACCACAACUUCAAUAAAUUCAUACAUAAACAAUUUCAAAUUCUGUAAACUCAGCAUGCUUUGUGUGAGUCUCACUUCCUCUUCAUCAGUGCAUGUGGGUCAUGUGGCCGUGGACUGGUGACCCUGCUGUACAGUAGAGUCUGAUGGAGGUCACAUUCAAACUCUGUGAGUGUGAGCCAUCACACUGCACCCUUCAAGGACUUUUACCUUCACUCUGCCAUGAAAUGACAGUUUAAUGGUUACAUUACUUUUUUUCCGUCUAUUAAGUCAUGUUCUGAUCCAGGUUUAGUCAUGUUUGAUUUUGUUUUGCUGUUUUGUAUCUUUUUGCUGAGCUUGAAGCCAUACAGAGGGAAUAAAUGGUAAAUGGUAAUCGAUAAUUACACAGAAGAGCUCAUGUGAUCAUGUGUGGUUAACUUGAAAUUGCCUCAGUGUUGACUUUCAUUAUAUUUUUAUUUUUGUUUUUUCACCAUUACUGGGGAUUUGGAAUCAAUGUGUGUUGUGUGAAUUUGGUCCAAACUAUUAAAACUGACGUUACAGACAACAAAUACUGUGUGUUUUUUUAGUCGUUGAGUCGUUUUCAUGGACCAGCAGUACAUGAUCAUCUGUUUGUCUCUGCUGUUAUCUUGCGUGGUGUGCAAAAGACAGGAUGAUAAAAGUCAUGUUGGGUGGAAUGUCAAUGUUUUGCGUCACCACAGCUGGGCCAAAGGUUGUCCUGUGUUUUUGUCAGGAAAUGCAGUGGUUUAUGCAGUAAGUAGGUCACCCAUGUCAGUCAGUGCAGUCAGCCCCCCCAAUCAUAGCCAAUCAUAUUUUAGCCUCAUGUGUUGCCAGGUUGAAAAAAAAUCUGCCCUGAGGCCUUCA